This is a messenger RNA of Eurytemora carolleeae, 914 nucleotides long. RefSeq lists its product as uncharacterized. The transcript is spliced from 2 exons. Bases 185 to 850 code for a protein of 221 amino acids. NCBI's taxonomy places the organism in Eukaryota, Metazoa, Arthropoda, Copepoda, Calanoida, Temoridae. The record is from RefSeq and is a predicted model, not a curated record.
UUAGUUUUGUUGUAAUCUGGAACGGAUUAGGAAUACCUUAGAAUUUACGUAUAUAUAUAUAUAUAUAGAAAAUGCAGCCAGCGCUCUAUAUAAUGAAUCAAAGCAAACGGGAACAGGCAGUGCACAAAGAACCUUAAUAGUAGAAAGACUUAUACAUAGAUAUAAUCUUCUACCUUAGGUGAAGAUGUCUAGAUUCUUCAAGUACAUCGAACAUUGUCCAAACGUGGCUGGACCCCUUCCGGAUGAUGUAACGGAAGGAGACAGUGACGGCGAAUUAGAGUUAGAGACACUGUUCAUCUCUGAUAGCUCUACUGAGAUAGUGACUGCAUCCAUAGAGAUAGUCACAGUUCCACCCUCAGACGAUGAAACUGAGGAAUUGGAAACAGGUGUUCCCGCCCUCACUGCUGCAGAGGUGUCCGAGAGCUCCGGAGAUGAGGGAGAGUAUGGAGCAGAUGAUGAGAGAGAUGAACUGGAUGGAAUAGGAGCAGAGGAGAGGAAGUCCCAGCAGGGGGAUGAUGAAGAGGUUCCUAACCUGGAAGAUGUCGGAGAAGAAGAAGACAAGUUCACCAAGAUGUGGAGAGCACUGGGCCUGCAACCAGACAAGGGACAGGUGGACUUGGUGAAGGAGAAUAGGCAGAAGGUGCGGGGCCGGAUUGAUGCUAUAUGGCAGGAGUUACGCCUAGUAAUAAUAGAAGCAUUUGAGAACAAUGGUGGAAUGCUCUACAGCGAGGAGGAGCAUCAUCUCAAACAGGAAUUGGCGCUUGUCCCCAAUAUGUCUCUCAUCUUGGAGCAGCGGCUGGAGCUGUUACAACUCUUAGCCAUGGAAGUCGAGUUCAGUCCAGAAUAUUAAUAUCCUAAAUAUAUAAUAUGGAAUCAGUAAACUUAGAUUAAUAAAUAUGAACUAAGAGAGUCAA